UAGUUGGACCGUGCUGUAAGACACGGCAGUAGUGUGUGCGCACCAUCACCUUACCGAUUGCGCACAUGAGAAUGAUGGCAGCGUCCGGUCUAAAUACGAUACGAGUCCGUGUGUAUUUCGAUUAUCCCCCGCCGGCGGUGCCAGAUUGCCGCAUGUGCUGGGUGCUUGUGGACCUAAACAAAUGUCGCGUGGUGGCGGACCUGGCCAGCAUCAUCAAGGAGAAGUUCGAUUUCAGUCGCAGGACCAUUUUAAACCUGUUCAUCGAGGACUGUUACCUGCCUCCUACGGAGAGCGUCUACGUAGUCCGUGACAACGACAGCAUAAGGGUGAAGGUGGAGGGGGUGCCGCAGGUGAACGGCUUCGAAUCCAGCAGAAAUUCAGACAGCCUUCCUUGUAAGGCUAAGAAAAGGGACAGAGAGGCAGACGAGGAGGCGGCAGAGAACAGCGUGAAGAAGAGAAAGAAAAGGAAAGAGGAGAGUCCAGAGGUAGAGUCCCAGCCAGCCGAGAAGAAGACGAAGAAGAAAAGGAAGAAGGAGAAGCAGGGGAUCCCUGUGAAGCAGAUCACCCCAGCAAAAGUGCCCACUCUUUCUAAAACCAAGCAGGAAACGACUGCCAAGAAGCCCUCAGCACCCUCGACCUCUGCGCAGAGCAAAGCCGCGAAACAAAGCACAUCCUCCUCAGGUACCAGUGACAGCAGCGAGGAAGAGCCACCCAAAAAACCCAGUGCUGUGAGUGCCCCCUCCAGGCCAGCAGCAGGGGGGCUUGUGAAAGCAGUUGUCCCCCCUCCUGCGGCGGCUGCUGCUGCUGCUUCCUCCUCAGACUCUUCCUCUGACUCCUCCCCCAGUCCCACCCCUCCACCAAAACGGACAGUCCCAACCACAGGAGCCUCCUCAGCUCCGUCAGCCCCCCCGGUUGUGAAGAAGGCCCAGGAGAAGCCGAAGAGCUCCAGCUCUGACUCAGACAGCAGCAGUGAGGCUGAGCUGGUCAUUAAGAGGCCGGGCCUGGGGCAGAGGGUGGGACUGGGUGUGGCAACCAACAGCAUCCAGCCGGGUGGGGUUGCUGGGAGGGGCAGGGAGAAUGUUAGGGGUGGUGGCAGAGGCAGCUCCCCAGGGCGUGGCAUGGGAAGGGGCAUCGGGCGGGGUGACGGCAGGCCCCCAUGGAGAGGGAGUAGUCCCAGAGGAGGGCCAAGAGGGGGUCAUAGUUGGGGAAGGGGAUCCAUGGCCAAUCGCAAUUUCCACUACAGUGACCAGAAUGGACUGCAGCAGCACCUGAAUGACACUCUAACCAACAAGACCGUUGUUCUGCAGAACCCUCCAGAGAGUAUCCCUAAAAGGGACUACGCUGCCAUGCCCCUACUGGCCGCACCCCCACAAGUUGGACAGAAGAUUGCUUUCAAGCUGCUGGAGCUGACAGAGAACUACACCCCAGAGGUGUCUGACUAUAAGGAGGGGAAGAUUGUCAGCUUCAACCCGAGCACAAACCAAAUAGAGCUGGAGCUGCUGACUUCAAAACCAGCUCCAGUAGAGCCAGGGAAAUUCGACCUGGUCUACCAGACGCCGGAUGGAUCCGAGAUCGUGGAGUACGCAGUCUCGCGCGGUUCACAGCUGACGGAGCGCUGGGAGUCGCUGCUGGAGCCCAGGCUGAUUGUGGAGAGCGUGGGGUGAGGGACUGGUGAAUCGUACGGACAGACAAACAGACAGACAGAGACCAGCAGCACACGGGAUUCUGAAGGCCUGCCCUCUGUCUCUGAGCAAAGCCAAGGAUGUCUAAACCUCUCCACUGACAGGACAGGACACUGCCUUUUGCGUCAGGAAUAUGGUUCUAAUUUUUGUA
Megalops cyprinoides (Indo-Pacific tarpon) is the source of this 1833-nucleotide messenger RNA. It is a transcript of the gene coil, whose product is annotated as coilin p80. The transcript has 7 exons. NCBI's taxonomy places the organism in Eukaryota, Metazoa, Chordata, Actinopteri, Elopiformes, Megalopidae. The record is from RefSeq and is a predicted model, not a curated record. Gene Ontology annotation, cellular component: Cajal body. Gene Ontology annotation, molecular function: U2 snRNA binding; U1 snRNA binding. The coding region runs from base 66 to 1664 and encodes 532 amino acids. Gene Ontology annotation, biological process: spliceosomal snRNP assembly.